AUGGAUGAGAGACAAAUUAUAUGCUAUUGUCGAUUUGAUGGGAAAAUUGACAAAAAUGAGAAUGGGGAAAUUAUAUACAUCGGCGGUGUCACAGACCCUUUUAUGAUAACAACAACAACAACAUACGAAUCAUUUAUAAAUGAGUUACAACAACGUUCAUCUUCAAACAUGAGUGGUAAAGUCAUAUAUUAUACCACCGAAUCUAACAAGAAUGAACUUUUGAGGAUGACGGGAGAAUCUGGAUUUAGAGUGAUGCUUGUAGUGAGUGGGCCCAUGCUAAAUGUGUAUAUGGAAGAUGCAGAGCCUGUAAUUGCAUCAUGCACAAUUCCUACUGAUCAUAGUGAGAGACAAUUUGUUGAAGCCACAUCGCCAAUUGGUCUUCUACAAAGUGUUGCGUCAACGUCUUCAUUUCCUCCGAUAAAUGCGCAUCGGGAUUCUUUCCGACACAUUGAUGACAUUCUUUGCGUGGAUCAGCUUUUUGACAGCCCAAAUGAUUUCAAAGAUGCACUCGUUUUGUUUGGUCUUCGUAAUCAUUUUCGGUUCAAGUACUUGGACAAUAGCAGAAAAUAUUAUAGAGUUGUGUGCGAGGUUAAUAAUUGUCCAUGGAAAUUAUCAGCUGGUUGUGAAGGAAGUGGUGAUAUAGUGAGAAUCAAGCGGUUUAAUAAUGUUCACACUCACACUGCUCAAGACAUUUCAGAUUAUAAAGCCAUUUUUUGGUCGAAGGAAAUGGGUCGAGCUAUUGUGAACAAGGUUAGGGACAAUCCUAAAUGCACCCCCAAGACUAUUUCCACAGACAUAAACGGUGAAUUUUCUGCUAAAAUGACUUACAUGCAAUCGUGGAGAGCUAAGGAGUGUGCACGUCAUAUCAUUGAGGGAAAUCCCAAGGAUAGCUAUAUUUUAGUCCCGUGGUUGUGUGAACGAAUAGCAGAAUAUAUUCCUGGGACAAUUACAUCGUGGGAGUGCACGGAUGAUAGGAGAUUUAAGCGAGUGUUUGUAGCUUAUGGGUGCUCCAUACGAGGUUUCAUCAACUAUUGCAGGCCCAUGUUAGCAAUCGAUGCUUGCCACUUGAGUGGCAAUUAUAAAGGAACAAUGCUUGGUGCAACGGGGUUCGAUGCGAAUGAUGGCUUGUGGCCUUUGGCGUAUGCUGUUGUUUCUUCUGAGAAUGAUGAUGAUUGGCAUUGGUUCUUGAGCAAGGUGAAAGAGAUUCUAGAUGGUCGCAUUGUGACAAUCUUAACCGACAGUUUAGGAUUGAGGGCUUCGGAUAAAGAGCAUGCGAAAAAAUUACUCGAUAAAAUUGCAUAUGCUCGAACUGUAGAUGAGUAUAAGAAUGCAUUGGCUGCCAUGCGGGUAUUUCGAGGGGAGUUAUGUGAUUGGGUUUUGGCGAAUUCACCUGAACAUUGGUCAAAUGCUAUGUUUACUUCCAAGCGUUGGGAUAAAUUAUACACCAAUCAAGCAGAGUCCUUCAAUGCAUAG
This is a messenger RNA of Cornus florida, 1473 nucleotides long. RefSeq lists its product as uncharacterized. The record is from RefSeq and is a predicted model, not a curated record. Bases 1 to 1473 code for a protein of 490 amino acids. The transcript is spliced from 3 exons. NCBI's taxonomy places the organism in Eukaryota, Viridiplantae, Streptophyta, Magnoliopsida, Cornales, Cornaceae.